Ilex paraguariensis (yerba mate) is the source of this 887-nucleotide messenger RNA. Lineage: Eukaryota; Viridiplantae; Streptophyta; Magnoliopsida; Aquifoliales; Aquifoliaceae. The record is from the annotation of a GenBank genome assembly.
AAAGUUUUUGAUAUUUCUAAGCCUCCAUUAAUGGACCCAGAGGUUGUCAUGAACCUCUUCGAUUCAUGCUGGUUCAGCUUUGAAAUCUUCAAGAAACAAUCACACAAUUCAGAUUCUUCCAAUCCUGAAACAAACCCAGAUCACAAAACUCAAGAAAACCCGUCAGAAUCUAAACUUUCAAGCCUCCCAACAAUCCAUAUGAGGUCCAAAAGUGACCAACUUAGCUCCUUCAACUCUGAUUUUCUCUCUCCAAAUUCAGUCCUCUUCACACCUCAUCUCCAGACCAUCCUCUCCGGGAAGGAAGUCAUGGAAGAAGAGCCAAGAACAGAACAACAUAUUGAAGAGUUUCAGGAAAAGAGAGAGACAAAUAUGAGAAGAAGAACAAAGAAGAAGAUGAGUAAGAGCUUGUCAGAGCUUGAGUUUGAAGAGAUAAAGGGAUUUAUGGAUUUGGGUUUUGUAUUCUCAGAGGAAGAUAAAGUUUCAAGCUUGGUUGAGAUCCUUCCUGGGUUGCAGAGAUUGGGGAAGAGAGAGUGUGAACAAAGAGAAAUAACUGCUGCUGUUGAAUCUUCAGUUCCAAGGCCUUAUCUUUCUGAAUCAUGGGAGGAUUUGGAUAGAAGACAGAGAGAGCAUAGAUUGAUUAAUUGGAGAGUUCCUGAUCUAAGCAAUGAAAUUGGGAUUAAAGACAGUCUCAAAUGGUGGGCUCAUACUGUUGCAUCGACUGUUAGAUAAUAAAGUCUUUCAAUUCAUUUUUUUCCCUUUAAUUCCUCUUAUUUCUUUUUUUCUUUUUUUGUAAAAAUUUGUUAACAUAAUUUUCUUCAAUCGUUUUUGGUUUCCAGAAGUUUGUAAUCUGUGUAAAAUAAUAAAAAUUUAUAAAUUUUUGUCAGUUU